Molecule: messenger RNA, 1010 nt
Organism: Mytilinidion resinicola
Lineage: Eukaryota; Fungi; Ascomycota; Dothideomycetes; Mytilinidiales; Mytilinidiaceae
Exons: 2
Coding region: 209-751 (180 amino acids)
Source: RefSeq, a predicted model, not a curated record
GUUAGAUAUAUAAAGAGAAAGGGCCGAUGAGAAGGGGAGUAAACAAAGCAGUCUCAAUUCAAGCUCGCUACUUCCGGGUCAAGACGAGUACAUAAAGGUUUCCUCUGCCUUCUCGCUCCCAGAUCCAGCCAACCCAUUCUUCAUCAAUCAGUCCGCGUCAUUCUUCAUCGACCCACAUCCAUCAAUCCACCUCGAACCCAGCAUCACCAUGAAGGGCGCUCUCACCAUCUCCACUUUCGUGGCCACCGCCCUCGCCCAAAUUCAGCCCUUUACCGUGAUGGCUCUGAGGUCCGCUUCCCCGAUCCACUUCUCCAACCUCGCCGCAUCCGGACAGAAGUUCUACUUGGCAGGACCGCCAACUUCAUCGUACUGCCCUCUGGACCCUUCGGAAUGUCCGGCGGGGGACGAGACUGUCUUCUCUAGCGAUUACUCCUCGCCCACUCUCAGUCUGUACGUUGAAGUUCCGGGGGGACAAACGGUGUACAUUGGCCCGGAUGGUGCCAUGUCUUUCACGCAGGCCCAUUCUGCCAACAUCCCCGCCGGCUCGACUCAGAUAGGCUGGAGCCGCGUCGAGGACAGUCCGAAUUACGGAACCUUGAGCUUCGAGGGUGGUUUGGUCGCAUGCCCUGUCGAGGGGAAGGGGUACCAGGUCUUUGGCCUCUUGCCGGACAUCGUUUACGACCCUGCAUGCUUGGGGUUCACCGCGGCGACCCUCAACACCACCGAGGUGGGCGCUUGGCAGUACACCUGAACGGGGCGAAGGAUGCUUUGAGGAGUGGAGGAAUGCUAGCUGCAAAGAGAUAGGGCAGAUUCGAAGUGGAUGGCAGUUGUAUCAUUCGAUAAUGAAGGGGGUGAUGGCAGAAGUUUGAACGAGAGAGGUCACUGAACGCUAGUGUCAAGUACUCACGCUUUGCUCAAUUUUAAUCCUUAUGCCCUCAAUGGUCUCCUCUAUGCUGCUCUUGACGAUGGUUAUGUUUGAUACAACGACUGUCUUUUCGCGCGAUUUCAUC